AUGAGUUUUUAUGAAUGUUCCUUGUAUAAAAUAAUUAGAAAACUUGUAUAUAAAUAUCGUUUGGAUGGUUUUGAAUAUAAUUUAGAUAACAUUAACUGUUUUAUUUACAGUUUAAAUAAUUUGAUGAGAUUUACACUUUUUUAUAAUCAGCUUAAACAAUCUUUAAAUUCGGUUAAGAACAAUGAAAAGAAUUUACAAAUUGAAUACAAUAAUUUGGUAGAAUUAUUUUGUAGAGAAAUAGACGAAUUAAAAGAUUAUAUAAACACGUUUAAAGAUAAUUAUUUUAUUGAAAAAGAGAGAAAAACAUAUUAUUUCAGUAAGUAUAAAUAUGAUUAUAAAAUAACCAAUAAGAAAGGUAUUUGUAGUAUAGAAGAAUUUAAAAAUAAUUUAAGAGUACUUGGAUCUGAUUAUUUGUUUUUAAUUAGAAACUAUUGGAUAUUAACGAAAACAAUAAAAGACAGAACUAUGGCUGUGUUUUUAUAUGAACAUAAAAAUUUAUUAUUAAAAGAAUUCGAAAAGUACAUUAAAAAAUUAAACUAA
This is a messenger RNA of Hepatospora eriocheir, 540 nucleotides long. NCBI's taxonomy places the organism in Eukaryota, Fungi, Microsporidia, Hepatosporidae. The record is from the annotation of a GenBank genome assembly.